Annulohypoxylon maeteangense is the source of this 1483-nucleotide messenger RNA. RefSeq lists its product as uncharacterized. The record is from RefSeq and is a predicted model, not a curated record. The coding region runs from base 301 to 1401 and encodes 366 amino acids. NCBI's taxonomy places the organism in Eukaryota, Fungi, Ascomycota, Sordariomycetes, Xylariales, Hypoxylaceae. The transcript is spliced from 4 exons.
AAAAAAAGGGUAUUUAGCUCAAGAGCCUCUUCAAGUUAUGACACAUUUUUCAAGGCUGAGAUUUUACUCCUUUACUUGAACAGGAUACCCAGAUACUAUCAUUGAAAUUAGAUUUAACAAUCCUUCUUCCCAUUAAUAUCCCAGCUACAUAUACAGAGUAGAUUGACGUUGGGCUUCCGUUUCACAGAUCUUUCCAGUUCCCCACAAUGUCUAAGACUUCGACAUUGAUCUAAAGGCACAAACAACUUCUACUAAUCUCGAUUUAGAACCGGAUUCUUCGAGUACCUAAAGAUUACCAUAAUGUCUGAUGAUGAGGCAGAUCCAGAGCUUCUUGCUCUCCUAAGGCAGCAUUUUCAAGGGAAGCUUAACCUAGAUGAUGAGCCUGAGACAGGUGUUUUAGAGGGCGCCGAAUAUGUUUAUGAUAACUCGAUCGAUGUCGCCUUGAAUAUGAGAGCAACUAAGAAUGCGGCGGCUUUGAUUCAUGAACAGAUGAAACAGAAAGAGUUCUCGACUGAGAGUUGGUCGGAACACGAAUUGCACCCCAAAACCAAAGAUGAAUCCACCGUCGCAUUCAUCUUUACUAUGGAUCUACUCAACUUCUCAUUCUGGUCCUUGCGCCCGGAGGAUGAGCGUUUUGCUAUCUCUUACCGCGACAAGACUUGGACCGGAUACUGGAGCUUGGUCGCCGCUUUGCAGAGAGCGUUGGAAGAAGAUAUCCCCAUUACCGAUCCGCACUACUGGCAGAACGAGGAGGAGUGCAACAUUGAGUCCCUAAAGCACGUGUUCAGAUCGUGUACCGAUGAAGAGAUGCCUUUGCUAGAUGCACGGCUUUCUUGUCUGAGAGAAGCAGGACAGGUUUUAUACGAAAAAUAUAACUGCAGCUUCACGAAAUGCAUAGAAGCUGCCAACAAGUCAGCCGCUGGGCUGGUGAACCUUCUCGCGCGAGACUUCGACUGCUUUAGAGACGAGUUUAAGUUUGAAAGCCGACGCAAACCCAUCCGCUUCCUCAAGCGCGCCCAGAUCUUGGUGGCGGAUAUCUGGGCCUGUUUCAAUGGCGAGGGCUACGGAGAGUUCCGAGAUAUCGACAAGAUUACCAUGUUUGCCGACUAUCGCGUACCACAGAUACUGUCUACCUUGGGUUGUAUCGGUUACAGCCCGCCGCUGUAUGCAAUGGUGACAAGGGGGGAUGUAGUAGAAAGCGGAAGCAGCUACGAAAUGCAACUCAGAGCUUGUAGCAUUUGGUGCGUAGAACUUCUCAGGCGCGAAAUCAAACGCGAGCAUCCAGAGGCGAAGAUCAAUGCUAUUCUGAUCGACUUUUUCUUAUACGACACAAUGAAGCAACUGGAGGCCGAAGGGAAGGAAACUUUACCGCAUCAUCGGACGAGAAGUAUCUGGUAUUAAGUUAUUGGAUCUAAGGCGGACUGUACGAUCGAUUUCAUGAGUGAUAGUUACUAGCAGAAGAUAAGAGAGGAUUGAAAUCACG